GCUGUUGGCCCGCAUUUCGAGUGAGCGCGCUACUUCGGACUAGUGCCGUUUUCGCGUCACACGGUAAGCUAAAACCGGCACGGCGACGGUAAGCUCCAGGGAGGCGCGUUAGCGUCGCCGCCGACACCUCCAGUUCCGAGCGUCGAAACAGGAUAAGAAGAAAAAAAAAAAGAAGAAGAAAGAUCUUCCUUGAGAGAGAAUGCGUCCCUCUGACGUUAUCGCGAGUCAGCGUGCUCUUGCGAUCGUCCGGGGGUGUGUGUGAGUGCGUGGAAUCUCUACUCGGACAUCUCAGUGGGCGGGCGUAGUUCUCGCAAAAGCAUCGCCUGUCGCUUUGUGGUCACUGAGUGCCGUCGGCGAAGGACUAUCGUCGCCAAGUUUGUCUCCCACAGCUGGUGGCCCGUACUCGUCGGACACUCUUCUCCAAAAACGGAUCGCGAUCUCCGAGGAAGAUGUUGAAUUGGUUCCGCGAGGGACCGUCCGAACUUGAAGCAGAGUCUGCGGCCAUCGAGGAUGUGUUGCAGUGCCUGGCCCGGGGCAUGCGCCUCUACAAGGUGCGCUCCGUCAAAAAGGUAUACCGUCGCCGCUACCAGCUACUCUUGGAGAACAUGCACCUCGUGUACAGACGCUCCAGGAAGCCCUUCUUUGUCGCCAGGAAGCCGAACGUGGACAUCUUUGAGGUCGAGGAGGUGCGCCAGGGCUGGAAGACAGACGUGUUCAACGGCGUCGAGCGCAAGUACCAGCGUGGCUCUCGCUCGCAUUACCUUCCUUUCAGCGUUGACAUGAGGGAGGACCGCUGUUUCUCGCUCAUUCUGUCACCUAAGCACGAGACUCUCGACUUGGUUGCCCGCACCCCAAAUGAGUGCGAGCUAUGGGUGCGCGGUCUGCGCCACCUGGUGGCCAACUGCAAGAACACACGCAGGGACCAAGAGUACGAGAGGUGGCUACGGGACCAGUUUCAGAAAGCGGAUGUCAACAAGAGUGGCUCUCUGAACUUCCAAGAAUGUCAGGGUCUUCUCAAGCAACUCAACAUCACCAUGGACAAACGUCACUGCCAAGCUCUCUUCCAUGCUGCCAAUUUCAAGAAGCACAAAGUAAACGGAGAAGACGUGCUGGACCGAGACGAGUUUGUAGCCUUUUACCACAGCCUUCUGUCACGGCCCGAUGUAGAUGCCAUCUUUAAAACGUUUGCUGGCCACAGCAUGAACGUGAUGGGUCCUGAACAGCUGUUAAAGUUCCUAACUCAGGAACAGAAGAUGAAUGUGUCCCUUGCCGAUUGCAAGCGGAUCAUCGAGAAGUAUGAAGUAGACAAGCACAAGCCACAAGGCUUCCUUGGAAUUGCAGGUUUUCGUGAGAUGCUUCUUUCAGAGGAGCACGACAUAUUUGACGCCAAGCACCGGCAAGUCUGCCAGGACAUGAACCAGCCACUGAAUCACUACUACAUAGCGUCGUCCCACAACACGUACCUAGUCCAGGGACAGCUUGUUGGCAGCAGUAGCGUCGAGGGCUACAUCAGGGCACUGAAGAAAGGAUGCCGCUGCCUGGAGCUGGAUGUCUGGGAUGGACCAGAUAACGAGCCCAUCGUUUACCAUGGCUACACUCUCACCACCAAGAUACUCUUCCGGGAUGUCCUCGAAUCGGUCAAGCUUUACGCCUUCAGAGAGUCGCAGUACCCCGUGAUCUUGUCCCUCGAGAACCACUGUACUCUUGAGCAGCAGAAAGCGAUGGCCAAGCAUCUAGUCGAAAUACUGGGCUCUUUAUUGUACAAGAAGCCAAUCGGUGACAAAGAAACGGCAAUGCCACCACCCUCAGCGCUGCUGAAUAAAGUUCUCAUUAAGGGCAAGAAGCUAAACAAAGACCUCUCCUUGGAUGAGGAUGAGUAUAGCGACGAUGAAGGCACUGCAGCCAAAACCUCGCAUGGAGCUGUCCUAGCCAAGGAGCUUUCGGACUGUGUCAACUACUGCAAGGCAACACAUUUCAAGUCAUUCGAAGAGGCCGAAAAGUGGCACUUCAAUGAAAUGGCCUCCUUCAGUGAAGUCAAGGCCAGCAAGAUCUCAUCGACUCCCGAGGGUGCUCAGUGUUUUGUUCGCCACAACAGCAAGCAUCUCUCCAGGAUAUACCCCAAGGGAACCAGGACAGACUCGAGCAACUACGACCCCAUUAAAUUCUGGAAUGUCGGCUGCCAGAUUGUGGCAUUGAACUAUCAGAGCUGGGACCAGAAGAUGUUCUUUAACGAGGCAAAGUUCUCCCUGAAUGGUCGCUGCGGUUACGUGCUCAUGCCAGAGUUCCUCCGAAAAGGAAAUUUCAGGAUGGAUUCUCCUGAUCCGUCUCUCAAGAAGAAGCUCGUUCUGAGGAUAAUCAGUGGCCAGCAGCUGCCCAAGCCCCUCGAGACCACUGACGGGGAAAUCGUCGAUCCUUACGUCGUGGUCAAAGUGUUUGGACAUCCGCUCGAAUCAAAGGUCAAGACACGGUUUGUCAGGAAUAAUGGCUUCAACCCAACGUGGGACGAGGAAUUCGAGCUGCCUGUACACGUCCCCGAGUUAGCCAUGUUGUCGUUCACUGUCAAGGACGAGAGUCGCACGGGCAAGAACAUGAAGCUGGCCAAAUUUGCCAUUCCCUUGGAUGCAGUGUGCGAGGGUUAUCGCCAUGUGCGUCUAUACAACAAUGCCUUCAUCUCCCUGGUGCCGGCAAGCUUAUUUGUGCAUGUCAGCUUCCGCAAGCCCUGAUUGUGUGCAUCGUCGUGAACUUCCAGUGUGAAGGAUGCCUUCUUCCGCAGAGCACAUUGCGAGCAUUACAAGCCUCAUUCUUGUCAUUGACAUUUGCAUUGCAUUGCAGUAUGUCAUUGCCAUUGCAGUAUGUGCCUUCUUACAACUCGUUUGGGCAUAUGCCAAAGCUUCUGUCUUGCAUGCUGUAAUAGGGUUGCUUUCUUGUGCUAACCGACAACUGCCGGAUAGCCCGUUCUGAUGUUUCUCUGCACUACAAAGCAUGGUUUGCAUGUGCACUCAUCUUCUUCAUCAACUUUUUCAUCAACAUAUUUUUUUUCACACAUGAAAAGCUCACAAAGGUUCAGCUUGGUGCACUAAAGAAGUUGCAGUGAAACAAGAGCCAAGGUAGUAUCUUAUCUGAAGUUUUGAAGCCAUGACGCGCACACUUAAAGCUGUUGUCUUGCCUAUUCGCAUAAGUUUCAUACUGGUGAGAGUGGGGAAUCCUCACACUAUGCGAUGGUUAUUUCAACAUAUGUAGUCUCGCAAAACUUUCCGACAAACUUUGUACAUAACAGGGAUGUUGCUUAAGACAUUGUAAGGUUCUUUUUUAAUGGAAUUUUGUAAUGUCGCGUCGUCGGUGCCUUAAUUUUACCUUACAAAUUCAUUCUCUUCAUUGUGCCCUUACGCUGCCCUAUAUGCUCAUUGUGCUAACAGACCACCACAAGUGAUACAUGCACAUGUUUGCAAGGUGAUUCAUUUUGCUACAUUUUUUUGUAAGCAGUACGUGCAUUCUCUUAAUUGCGUCAUACCUUCUCCGAUUCAGCAGCCUGGACUUUCCACUACCAUGCACUGGUAGUCCACUGUUUUUCUGAAAUGCUUUUUAAACAUGUCAGUGGUGAAGGAAAUUAAAAUUACAGGAGGUGUGUCAGCGGUGUUGUUACGCUUAAGAUUACUUUUUGGCGCCUCUCGCGGCAUUUGUCAUAACAAUGCAAUUUUCACAUACAAAGUGGACAUCUGAGGUCUUGUUGCAGAAUAGCCAGAGUGUGGUCUUGAGUGCAAGCAGUGACCAACAUGUCUUAGCAGUAUGCCAGUUGAGGCAGUGAAGUGUCCGAAAAAGAUUUGAAUGCGUGUUUCUCAGCAAGUGAAUGCAACUAAUUGCAUGGUAGUAGCUAAGGAAUGACGGCCAAGUUGUGGUCUCCUGUUUAAGCAUUGGAUGAUAUUUACCUCGCAGCACUUGUUCAUAUAUUGCAUGACCAGCUUGUGUACUACUGUUGUUAAUGAUGUAAAUCAUUUGUCCCUCAAAUGGUAUAGUUGUACAUGUCUGUAUCAGUAUGUGCCAAAAAGUUGUGUGUAAUGGUGUACAUUAUUUUGUUCUUUCCACCUGGCCGUUUCAUUAUCUGCCAGGUAACAUGUACAUUUUCUGUCUUUAUUAUCAUGUAAAGUGGUUUCCUAUGGUACGUGGAAAGCAAUUGCAAGCACUAUAUUUUCCGGUAAUGCUGCGGAGCUUAAGAUUUAUUCAAGUACAAACACAUUGUUAGUUGACUUAUUAUUCAGUAAUCGUGGCUAAUGACUGCACAUUGUCACGAUCACAAGAUGAAUGGCAUAUAUUAAAUUGAUGGGCACAAACUUCGUUUCAGUUAUAUGUGCUUCUGUUAGUAUAGUUUUGAAGUAUAUUUUUAUUAUUUUUGUAACAAAUUGCAAACUAAGUGCAUGACACCUAUUUGGUGCCAUUUUCUUUCUCUCAACAUUACACUGCCUCAGUUAUUGAAUAUUGCCCAGACAACUGUAAGUGCAGCUGCUGCUUACAGGAACAGCAUUGUUUGGUAUUUACAGGAAAAAAAAAAGCCGGGCAUUUUGCCUUUUUUUUUUUUUUUGCUGCUGCUUGGAUGAAAACAUCGUAUGUGACUGAGACAGCUUCUUGUGGCGCAUCAAUUUGCAGUCACCAUGCAUACAAUUAAGAUUUUUUUUUCUGGUUAUGAAGUGGCUUUAAAGUGAACAUUGAAUGCGAAUGAAGAUUAGUGGUGUGCCGAUGUUUUCGAAGUGGAUGGAAGGAGGUUUGUUUGGGGCGUUUUUUGUGAAUUGUCAAAGCUUACGCCCUCACACUUGCACAUGGCAUGUGACCAUUUGUCUUGAAUAAAAUGUGCAGUGUUUACCUGUGGA
This is a messenger RNA of Rhipicephalus sanguineus (brown dog tick), 4862 nucleotides long. RefSeq names its product 1-phosphatidylinositol 4,5-bisphosphate phosphodiesterase delta-4-like. Gene Ontology annotation, biological process: lipid metabolic process; phosphatidylinositol-mediated signaling. NCBI's taxonomy places the organism in Eukaryota, Metazoa, Arthropoda, Arachnida, Ixodida, Ixodidae. Gene Ontology annotation, molecular function: phosphatidylinositol-4,5-bisphosphate phospholipase C activity; calcium ion binding. The record is from RefSeq and is a predicted model, not a curated record.